Messenger RNA from Scutellospora calospora, 981 nucleotides. NCBI's taxonomy places the organism in Eukaryota, Fungi, Glomeromycota, Glomeromycetes, Diversisporales, Gigasporaceae. The record is from the annotation of a GenBank genome assembly.
AUGGCAACUAAACGAAACACUGCAGAAAGGUUCAAUAUAACUCCAAAACAACUACGAGAAUGGAUAAAAAAAAAAACUGAAUUAAAAAGUGCACCACCCGCUAUUAGACGGUUAAAUAUUGAAGAUGAUCUUAAAACCUGGGUUAAAUCUUUACGUUCACGACAAAAGAUCGUAUCUCGUUAUAUGGUUAAAACUAAGGCUAAUCAACUUGCAAAGCAAUCACAUUUUCUUUCACUUUAUCCAACGAUCAACGAAUGCAAGUGGAGUAACAAGUGGGUUGAUGGUUUUAUGCAUCGUAAUAAUUUUAGCAACCGCCGCUGUACUACUAUAGCACAAAGGUUACCAGAAGACUUAGAACCUAAAAGAGAUGAAUUUUUGAGUAACAUAUUAUAUCAUCGCAUGCGCUACAAUUAUCCUCUUGCACUUAUUGGUAAUAUGGAUGAAACUCCAUUAGCAUUCGAUAUGCCUAGCAAUUAUACGCUUGAAGAAACUGGUGCCCAGACUGUUGGUAUCUGUACAACUAGUUAUGAAAAGUCAAAUUUUACAGGCAUUGUUGUACGAGCAAAUCCAAGUGGAUAUAUGAAUGGUGACGAAAUGAUUUUUUGGAUUGAAAAUAUAUGGAACCGUCGAGCUUCUUUGUCUAUCAAUCCUCGUUCAUUAUUAGUUCUAGAUGCAUUUAGUGGUCAUCUUACAGACUCGGUUAAAAACCGAUUUAAUGAGAAAAACACUAACAUGGCAGUCAUUCCAGAAGGACUUACUAAGAAAUUGCAACCAUUAGACUGUUGCAGCAUCUCCACUGCUCAAGAUGGAACCGAGGAAGAUUUAAUGUUUAAUUAUGACUGGGUUAAUAACUCAGAAGCUCGUAAUAGAAAUAAUGAAUUUAUAUAUGCUAAUGAGGAUAGCGCAAGUGAUGAUGAAAACUGUGAUAAAGACACAUAUUAUGAUGAUGAAAUGGCCGAAUACGUUAAUUCAUGGGAUUAG